Psammomys obesus (fat sand rat) is the source of this 5058-nucleotide messenger RNA. RefSeq names its product inner centromere protein (gene Incenp). Gene Ontology annotation, biological process: positive regulation of protein serine/threonine kinase activity; mitotic cytokinesis; meiotic spindle midzone assembly. Bases 174 to 2813 code for a protein of 879 amino acids. The transcript has 18 exons. The record is from RefSeq and is a predicted model, not a curated record. NCBI's taxonomy places the organism in Eukaryota, Metazoa, Chordata, Mammalia, Rodentia, Muridae. Gene Ontology annotation, cellular component: nucleus; meiotic spindle midzone; chromosome passenger complex. Gene Ontology annotation, molecular function: protein serine/threonine kinase activator activity.
GUUUUGAAAAUCAUAGAUUCGCCCGCGCUCACCGCCCCGUUGGUCCUCGGCUGCAGCGAGUCGUCUGGACCGGCUCUCUAGCGCGCCCCGCUCGGCGGGAAGCUCAUCUGCGGAAGCCGCAGACUGGAAUCAGAGUAGUCGGUGCAGACACGGCGCCGUCGGGUAGUGCCACCAUGGGGACAACUGCCCCAGGGCCUAUUCACCUACUGGAUAUAUGUGACCAGAAACUCCUGGACUUUUUCUGCAAUGUGGACAAUAAGGACUUGACGUGGCUCACAGAGAUUGUGGAGGAGGCUGAGCGCAUGUUCAUCAGAGAGUUCAACAACGAGCCAGAGCUGAUGCCCAAAACUCCUUCUCAGAAGAACCGUCGGAGGAAGAGACGGGUGUCUAACAUUCAGGAUGAAAACAGAGAUCCCACGAGGAAAAGGUUAUCCCGCAGAAAGUCUCGGAGCAGCCAGCUAGGCACCCGGCACCUCCGAAGCAAGGACAAAGUGCAGAAGCCGGUGUCUGUUGUUGAGGAGAAUGGCUUCCCAGUCUUGCAGCGGAUAACUAGGGCGGCGGCAGCAGCCGCAGCAGCUGCAGCCUCUGCAUCCGUGCCAUCAGCUGCUUCCUCUCCCACUGCUGAGUCUCCCACAGUGCUAGUCAAGAAGUCUGUGGUGGAGGUCAGCGCCAGUGAGAGAUUGAGUGCAGACCUGCAGCUCAUCCAGCUCAAAGGUGGCCUUCCUCCAUCUGCAGUCCCACCUCCAACUACACCUCCAGCUCCCCAAGGCACACUGACAUCAGAGGAAGAACCAACACCCAAGAAGUCAGAGGCUGUCACAGUGAGCUCCCUCAAGGCUACUCCCCAGAGCCCCAAGAACCAAGGGGUUGGGGCAGGACGUUCUGUUUCUAAGCUCAAGAUUGCUCGGGCCUCCCAGGGCCUGCAGGACUCUCCAGACUCCCCAUGGCAGGAGCGAGUGCUUUCUCCUAUCCAGCCGAAUAACAUCUUGCCCACCACAGCCAAGAGCCCUCUUGGGAAUAUUCGGUCAACGCGGCGAAGCCUGAUGUCCCAGGAUCCCCAAGUGCCACUAGCUACGAAGUACUGUUUGGUGGCUGAACAAGAAAGCACCAGUCGCAGGUCAAGCAGAAGGCUUGCCAAGAAGGCUGACAAAAAGCCGGAGGCUUCUGCUCGUAUCAUCUGUCACAGUUAUCUGGAGAGGCUCCUGAAUGUUGAAGUGCCUCAGAAAGUUGGCCUGGAGCAGGAGCCCACAGAGGAGGCUGUGCCUGAGGAGGCAGCGGAGGAGCCAGAGGUCUCCAAGAACAGUGGGUGUGCCUCGAAGCCUCACAGUGCCACCAAGACAGAAAUCAGUACACCUGCUUCGAAGCUCGUGCCUGCUGGCCAGGCAACAGCUGUUGAAGAGCAGCAAGAAUCCGAGCUUGACCAAAUAGAUGGACACAGAGAACCACCCCAGAGUGUCAGGAGGAAACGCAGUUACAAGCAGGCAAUGAGUGAACCAGAUGAGGAACAACUGGAAGAUGAGGAGCUACAGCCCCCCCAGAACAAGACCCCUUCACCACCCUGUCCAGCCAACAAGGUGGUACGGCCUCUCCGGACUUUCUUGCACACUGUGCAGAAGAACCAGAUGCUCAUGACCCCGACUUUGGCUUCCCGCAGCAGUGUCAUGAAGUCCUUUAUUAAACGCAACACUCCACUCCGAGUGGACCCUAAGGAGAAGGAACGCCAGCGCCUAGAGAGCCUGCGGCGGAAGGAGGAGGCCGAGCAGCUGCGCAGACAGAAGGUGGAGGAAGACAAGCGGCGGCGACUGGAGGAGGUGAAGCUGAAGCGUGAAGAGCGCCUCCGCAAGGUGCUGCAGGCCCGUGAGCGGGUAGAGCAGAUGAAGGAGGAAAAGAAGAAGCAGAUUGAGCAGAAGUUUGCUCACAUUGAUGAGAAGACAGAAAAGGCUAAGGAGGAACGGCUGGCAGAGAAGGCCAAGAAGAAAGCAGCUGCCAAGAAGAUGGAAGAAGUAGAGGCACGCAGGAAGCAGGAGGAGGAGGCGCGCAGACUCAGGCGGCUCCAACAGGAGGAAGAGGAGCGACGACAUCAAGAGAUGCUGCAGCGGAAGAAGGAAGAGGAGCAGGCACGGCGCAAAGCAGCUGAGGCCAAGCGGCUGGCAGAGCAGCAGGAGCAGGAGCGGCAGCUGGCUGAGCAAGAGCGUCGGAGGGAGCAGGAACGGAGGGAACAGGAACGAAAGAGGGAGCAGGAGUAUCUUCAGGCCAAGAGGGAGAUGCAGGAGAGAGAGAAAGCCCUGCGAUUGCAGAAGGAACGACUUCAGAGGGAACUGGAGGAGAAGAAGAAGAAGGAAGAACAGCAGCGCCUGGCUGAGCAGCGACUGCAGGAGGAGCAGGUGAAGAAAGCCAAGGAGGCGGCAGCAGCCAAACAGGUUCUGAAUAUGACUGUGGAUGUGCAGUCUCCUGCUUGUACCUCCUAUCAAAUGACUCCACAAGGACCCAAAUCCUGCCCCAAAAUCAGCACAGAGGACUAUGGGAUGGACCUAAAUAGUGAUGACUCUACAGAUGAUGAAGCCCAUCCCCGGAAACCCAUCCCUUCCUGGGCCAAAGGUACCCAGCUCAGCCAGACCGUCAUCCACCAGUAUUACCACCCCCCGAACCUUCUAGAGCUCUUCGGAACUAUUCUGCCACUGGACUUGCAGGAAAUAUUUGAGAAGAGCAAGCCCCGCUACCACAAGCGCACUAGCUCUGCUGUCUGGAGCUCACCUCCCCUGAAAGCGACCAGGGUCCCCAGCAGCUUGGCCUAUAGCCUGAAGAAGCCAUGAGGCAGGCCCUCAGCCCUCUUGGAAGUACAGGGCCUGUGUUUGUCUGUCUUGUCUGUCUCUCUGUUUGUGUGUUGGGCUGGUGCCCUUCUGUCUGACAUGCCAUUGUUCAGGUAUAUAUCAAUAUCCCCUACUUGUCAGGUGUUCUCAGUCCUGAUUGGAGGGCAGGCUGGGGAAGAACCAGGUUCAGCACUGAUCGGUCUGUAGGCAGUACUCUGUAAAUAGAUUAUUUCAAAUCAGUUGAAUUUUCGUUUCUAGUGUUUAUGAGAUAGUUUAAUAAAGUAUGUACCCUGAAGCUUGCUGUGGAUAUUGUGAAGACUACAGCCUUCAAUGGAAUGUUGAUCUGUAGUAGCAUCUUGUAUCUUUACCUGCAGUGUGCCUCAAAAUCACUUGUUUGGGCCAGAUGUGAUUCCACCCAGAGGUUCUGAUGCCAGACAGUCCAUAGGGAACACCUCAGCACGUCCUGAGAGGGUACAUGCUUCCUAUUUGUAAAUGGAGUCUAUUCGUUGGGAAAGUCUUCGACAAAGCUUUGCGUCCUAGUCCCUCAGCCUGACAGAUCCUCUGGUUCGGCCAUGCUUGCUGCAUGGGGAGUGGAAGGACUUGAGAGGGUCCUUGUGCUGGGAUCUAGUCAGGAAAGGAAUGCUCCUCUAGAUGACAUUGGGACCUGUGAUUGCAAAUGGGAGAUUCCACCACAAAACCACUAGCUACAAAGUGAAUGCUUAGCUCAGCGAAGGGUGGCCUUGGUCCUGACAGCUCCUGAUGCUCUUUCCUCUGGAAUUGAGGUCAGACACCUGCGAUAGACAGGCCAAACUAAAACACAGUUGUUUUGGGCACACUUACAGUAAAGCCAGUUUGUUUUCCCAUUACCUCCAGCAGGGCCACUCCGGGAAUACUUCUGUAGCCUGAGAAGCUGACAAGCUUUCUCUGGAAACUUGUUCACUAGACCUUGGCCAAUUGCUUGAGGUCAAAAUACAGACUAAAUACAAAUUGCAGAAGUGCUUUACACAGUGAGGAAGCAGUGAACACAGUAGUCUGAAGUCUAGAAGACUCUUCCCACGCAGAGUUCAUGUAGGGUUCACUCAAAGAUGGUGCAAGAGUGUGCUUUACGUGUGUAUUCUCACUAAUAACUGUUGAGUAAACUGGAAGGAAGGUCUGUCUUAAUCCACCAAAUGAAACUCAUUUGCCAGCACAUGUAUUCAGUUCUUAGAAAAGCAAAGGAAGGCAGUUCAUUUACGCUGAGUCUCCCCUAGCAUUUCAUAUUUGUCUGUUUCUUACUGUAGCUACCCUAAUGACUGUAUGGAGAUAUUUCAUCAUGGUUUUAAUUUGCAUUUUACUAAUAGCUGUUGGUGAAUAUAAUUUCAGAUUCUUACUCAUUGGCAACGAGUAUAUCUUGUUGCCAAUAAAAAAAAAAUACAAGUCUGUUCAAGUCCUUUGUGCAUUUUGAAGUUGGGUUUUUAAUUUUUUUACUGUGGCAUUAAUACUUUGUAUUUUAGAAGCGUAGUCUUUGUUAGAUGUGCUUUAUGGUAUUUUCCUCUGGUCUAGCCUGCAGCUUGUUUUUUUCGUUUCUGACACUUUCAUAGAUUUCUAAUUUGGCGAGGUCUGUUUGUUACUUUACAGGUUAUAUACCUUUUUGAUGUCAUUUCUAGGAAAUCCAAAUACUUCCUUCUGUGUUUCCUAAAAUAGUCCACAACUGACCUGGUGCAUGAGAUGAAAAAGAAAGCUCAGUGCUACAAUUAGACAUCAUCUGUCUGUCCUCAAAUACAAAAUGGCAGUUAGCUGGAGAUGAUCAUAAAUCUCAUGUACCAUUGGCAUGGGCCCUUCUGCUCAGAUUCCUCAAGGACCAGAACUUAUAGUUAAGUCUUAAUCCGGUGCUUUAACUCUUCCAGCUUUGUGGGUUUUUUUUUUUUUUUUUUUUGAAUUUAUUUUGACUUGUAUUACUUUUACCUUUUCAUGUAAAUUUUAGAAUCAGCUUAUAUGUAUAAAACUCUGCAGUUUUCCUGACUAGAAUUUUAUUGAAAACAUAGAUCAAUUGGAGGGGAGCUUGGCACACUUGAAAUCUUCUUUCACUCUGCAAAUAGCAUGUCUCUUAUUUACAUCCUUGGUUUCUGUCAUGAGCAUUUUGUGGUCUGAGCAUAUAUCCUGUACAUUUUCUGUUAAAUAUUUAUUUUUGUGCAGUUAUUUUAAAUGGUAUUGUUUUUCUGGUUUUGGUUUAUACUUGUUCAUUGUUGGUAUAUAGAAAUACAGUUGG